AUGAAGCAACAACUAGAGGAUAGAGAGCACAUAGAACAGUUAGGGGUUGGAUUUGGGCUCAUAAAUAAAAUAGUUUUUAUGGAAAAAAUUGUGAAAAACGUAUCAGAUUCAGUUUAAUAAGAAAUCCUUGCCCUGAAAGUAGCCAGGAAGUAGCCAGGAUAAACUGUAAUCCAUGGUUCAGAGUUGUUUAAAUAGCCACUAUUAACUUGAGGACAUUUGGCCACAAACGCUGAACUUUGUCUAAUUGCCCCCAUAACCCACAUCGUUGUUUUUUGUUAGCCAUCUGACUAUAAGGUGUAAAAAUUGCGAACUAUCCCUUUAACGUCUUCAAUUCAAUAAAUUGAAAUUGACCCCAACCAGUAGCGGGUAAAAUCACUGGAGGAAUGACAAACCAGUAAAAAAAAGCCAUAUUACAACCUACUGUGAUAAUUGCAUUGUUUGCUCUAUAACCAAGGAUUCUUAACAGCUUCUACCCCCAAGCCAUAAGACUACUGAACUGUCAAAUGGCUACUCUGACUAUUUACAAUGACCCCAUUUUGUACUCUGCUGCUACUCGCUGUUUAUUAUCUAUGCAUAGUCAGUUUAACUCUACCUACAUGUACAUAUUACCUCAAUUACCUUGACUAACCUGUACCCCGCACAUUGACUCGGUACCGGUACCCCCCUGUAUACAGCCUCGUUAUAGUUAUUUUUAUUGUUGCUCUUUUAUUUUUGUGCUUUCAUUUUAUUUAGUAAAUAUUUUCUUAACUCUUAUUUUUCUUAAAACUGCAUUGUUGGUUAAGGGCUUGUAAUUAAACACUUCACGGUAAGGUCUACACCUGUUGUAUUCGGCACAUGUGACAAAUACAAUUUGAUUUGAUUUGAUAACCCAUUUGUUCAUAUGCCACCGUCAGUGGCGACCCAUCAUUUUUUAGCCCCACCUGUUCAGCAAAAAAAAAAAAAAUUGUUGCCUGUUUUGCAUGUUAUUUUGGCAUUCAUACGUGUCACAUAUCAGUUUGCAAACAAUGCAAAAAUAAAUACAUUAUAAAGCUGCAAACAACCAUGGACUCUUUUUUGCUUUCUUGAGUAAGGCAGCUCCAAAAUGCAGGUGUUUCAGCCUAGCUCAGUGCUUUCUGUGGUGGUGGGGCAGCCAGCGGAAAAUACGGAGCAUAGAGGUUGGUAAUGUUCUCUAGUUGCGCCGUGAUUGGCUCAGUGUUCUGUCACUCAUGGGGACACUACGUCACCGCAAAAUCUACAGGGAGAGCUCGAAAGUUCAAGCCCCCUUGGGUGCUGCCAUAGAUUCACAUUAGAAGUGCCCAUCCAAGAAGGCUCAAGGUCAUUGGCCACAGAUAAAAUGACGUCAAAUCACAUUAUAUCUACCGUAGCUUUGACUGGACUGAUCAUGUCUGAUCUACUGGCAAAUCCUUUUCAAUCCUUGUCAUAUGAAGAGAAAUUAUAGAUAAAACGUAUCGGUGCUCAUCGGACAUUGGACAUAAACAUUACACAACAAGUUGGAAAUCGCAAAUUCAACAAUGAGUGGUUUGGAAGGAAUCAGUGGCUAAGUGCAAGCAUUGCAAAGAAAUCACUAUUUUGCUUCCCCUGCCUGCUAUUCGGUGGAGAAGGUGUGUGGUCCAAGUCUGGGUUUAAGGAUAUAUUUUCCAAGCUUAAAAGGAUAAACAUUCACACGCAACACCAUGGGCCAGAAAAGGUUGAAUACAUUGGCCAUGCUGUCAAUCCAGCAGGACUUCUGCCGCGUUCAAAACAACUGGAAACUCGGAACUGGGAAAUCUCAGAUUUCAGUGAGUUCAAGACAACUGGGAACUCUGAACAAAACGAGCUCAGACUGGGAAAAUAUGUUUUGAACGGUCAUCCAACUUGGAAUUCCAAGUCGGGAACUGCGGCCUCUUUCUAGAGCUCCGACCUGAAGACCACUGACGUCAUGAUUCAACCUUUUUUUCUUCUUCAGUGUUCCCAGUUGUCUUGAAAGCACCAUAAAUCUAGAGAAUGACAGAGUUUGAUGACAAAGUUUAAUAACAAAACUUGCCCACAAGAAGAUACGCCACGCCACCUUCCUGUUCAAGUGAGCACCGCACAACGGUGAGUCCAAAAUGUAUUGAAUGCUGCUGCAUAAAUGAUGUAAUAUGCCAGGGAGAUAUGUCUACUGUAGCUAAGCUGUCCAUCAUUACACUGCUCCAUCAUGACAUCAUUACACUGUCCAUCAUGACAUCAUUACACUGUCCAUCAUGAUACUGUCCAUCAUGACACUGUCCAUCAUUACACUGUCCAUCAUGACAUCAUGACACUGUCCAUCAUGACAUCAUUACACUGUCCAUCAUUACACUGUCCCAUCAUGACAUCAUUACACUGUCCAUCAUGACAUCAUUACACUGUCCAUCAUGACAUCAUUACACUGUCCAUCAUUACACUGUCCAUCAUGACAUCAUUACACUGUCCAUCAUGACAUCAUUACACUGUCCAUCAUGACAUCAUUACACUGUCCAUCAUGACAUCAUUACACUGUCCAUCAUUACACUGUCCAUCAUUACACUGUCCAUCAUGACACUGUCCAUCAUGACACUGUCCAUCAUGACAUCAUUGAACCCUGUCCCACAUUACACUGUCCACAUUACACUGUCCAUCAUGACACUGCCAUCAGACAUCAUUACAGGCUGUCUCAUGACCUUCCAUCAGUUACAUUACACUGUCCAUCAUGACACUGUCCAUGCAUGACACGUGUCCAUCGAUGACAUCAUUACCCUGGCCAUCAUUUACAACACUGUCCAUCCUAACAACACUGUCCACAUGACAUCAUUACUGUCAAUCAAUGACACUGUCCCAUCAUGCCAUCAUUUAACACCUGUCCUCAUGUACGUCCCAUCAUGGACAUCAUUAAACUGUCCCUCAUUAACACUGUCCAUCAUUACACUGUCCCAUCAUGACAUCAUUUUACCUGUCACAUCAUAACAUCAAUUACACUGUCCAUCAUGACAUCAUUACACUGUCCCUCAAUGACAAUCUUUAACAAACACUGUCCAUCCUGACAAUCAUUACACGGUCCAUCAUGAUACUGUCCAUCAGACACUGUCACAUCAAUUAAACAGACUGUCCCCAUAAUGACAUCCAUUACCUGUCCAUCAGACACUGUCCAUCAUGAAACUGUCCACCAUGACAUCAAGUACACUGUCCAUCAACACUGUCCCCAUCAUACAUCAUUACACUGUCCUCAUGACAGCAUUACACUGUCCCAUCAUGACAUCAUUACACUGUCCUCAUAUACUUCCAUCAUGACACUGUCCACAGCACUUGGCCAUCAUGACCUGUCCCCCCUCAUGACAUCAUUAAAACACUGUCCAUCAUGACAGCUUUCCUCCAUUUACAAGACUGUUCCAUCAGGACACUGUCCAUCAUGACAACUGUCCACCAUGACAUCAUUACCUGUCCAUCAUGACACUGUCCAUCAUGACAUCAUUACAACUGUCCAUCAUGACAAUCAUUACACUGUCCAUCAUGACAUCAUUACACUGUCCAUUCAUGACCUGUCCAUAUGACAUCAUUACAACUGUCCAUACAUGACAUCAUACACUGUUACACACUGUCCAUCUACUCACUACAAACUUUCCAUCAUGCAGCAUUACAACACUGUCCAUCAUGACAUCAUUCAGCUGUCCCAUCAUUACACGGUCCAUCAUGACACUGUCAUCAUUAACCCCUGUCGCCUCAUUACACUGUACCCUCAUGAGAUCAUUACAACCCUCCUCAUGACAUCAUGACCUGUCCGCAUGAAACUGGUCCUCAUUACACGUUCCAUCAUUACAAAGUCCAUCAUGACAUCAUUACACUGUCCAUCAUGACAUCAUUUACACUCUCCAUCAUACAAUCCUGACCUGUCCCAGCAUGACAUCACUUACGCGGUCCAUCAUGACACUGUCCACAUGAUAUCAUUACCCUGUCCAUCAUGCCAGCAUGACACUGUCCAUCAGACACUGUCCACAGGCAUCAUUACACUGUCAGCAUGGGAUCCACUGUCCAUCAGUAAUUACACCCUGUCCAUCAUGACAUCAAUUAACUGUCCAUCAUGACAUCCUUACAACUCUCCAUCAUGACAUCAAUUACCUGUCCAUCAUUACACUGUCCCAUAUUACAUCAAUUCCUUGUCCAUCAUUACACUGUCCAUCAUGACACUGUCCAUCAUGACAUCAUUCACUCUCUCCACAGUGACACAUGACCGCUGUCCUCAUGACAUCAUUACACUUUCUCAGUCAUGACAGCGUCCAUCAUGAUACUCAUUUACACUGUCCAUCAGACAUGCAUUGACACUGCCAUCCAUACACGUCCUCAUGACAUCAUUACACUGGCCAUCAAUGCCACUGUGUUCCUCAUUACAACACUGUCCAUCAUGCACUCUUUACAACUUCCAUCAUACAUCUUACACUGUCCAUCAUACACUGUUCCAUCAUUGACCUGCCUCAUUACAUCAUUUACACUGUCCAUCAUUACACUGUCCAUUCUACCCUGUCCAUCGUGACAAUCAUUACCAAAUCUGUCCAUCAUUACAUAUUACAGACCCUCGUGCUACCAUCAUGACAUCAUUACUCCUGGCCAGGCAUGUAUCACUGCGUUCCAUCAAUUACACUGUCCAUCAUUACACUGUCCAACAUGACCACUGUCCCUCAUGACAUCAUUACACUGUCCAUCAAUGACACUGUCCAUCAUGCAUAAUUAAAACUGUGUCCAUCAUUUACACUGUCCAUCAUUACACUGUCCAUCAUGCAUCAUUACAACUGUCCAUCAUCAUGAACAAUCAUUACACUCCCAUCUGACCUCAUAACACUGUCCCUCAUGACAUCAUUACACGUCCAUCAUUUACACUGUCCAUCAUGACUCUUCCACUGUCCAUCAUGACAUCUUACACUGUCCUCAGACUCAUUAACACGGUCCUCAUGACAUCAUUACACCUGUUCAUCAUGACCUGCCCAUCAUUACACGUGUCCAUCAUACAUCAUUACCUGUCCAUCAUUACCCUGUCCACAUGACACAUUUACACUGUCCACAUGACAUCCAUUACCGUCCAUCAUGACAUCAUUAUACACUAGUCCAUCAUGAUACUGUCCAUCAUUACACUGUCCCUCAUUACACGGUCCAUCAUGACAUCAUUACACCUCCAUCAUUACAUAUGACACUGUCCAUCAUGACAUCCUUACACUGUCCAUCAUGAUCCUGUCCAUCAUGACACUGUCCAUCCAUUACACUGUCCAUCAUGACAUCAUUAAACACUCUCCCUCUCCAUCAUGACAUCUGACACUGCCCAUCAUGAGCACUGUCCAUCAUGACACUGUACCAUCAUACACUGUCCCAUCAUGACUCAUUCCACUCUCCAUCAUGACAUCCAUUGACACUGUCCAUCAUGACAUCCUUACACUGUCCCAUCAUGAUACUGUCCCUCAUGACAAAAACUGUCCAUCAUUACCCUGUCCAUCAUAUGACACUGUCCAUCAUUACACUGUCAAUCCAUUACAUCAUUACAACUUCUCUCCAUCAUGACAUCAUGACACUGUCCAUCAGCAAUCGCUAACAACUGUCCUCAUGAUACUGUCCAUCAUGAACACUGUGCCAUCAUUACACACUGUCCAUCUGACCCUCAUUACACUGAACCAAAGUCAUUACAAUACAGCUGUCCAUCCUUACUCAUGACACUGUCCAUGGUCAUUGACACUGUUCCAGGCAUUACACCUGUCCAUCAUUCACUGUCCAUCAUUACAAUCAUUACACUGUCCAUCAUGACAUCAUGAACACUGUACAUCGAUGACAUCAUUACACUGUCCAUCCUGACACUGUCCAUCAGUUCGACUGUCCAUCAUGAUAUCAUUACAAAUCAUUACACUGGUCCAUCAUGACAUCAUUACCUGUCCAUCAUGACACUGUCCAUCAUUAACGUCCAUUCAUGAACACUGCCAUCAUUAACAUCAUUACAUUACACUGUCCAUCAUGACAAUGUCCAUCAUUACACUGUCCACUGACAUCAGUUCACUCUCCAUCAUGACAUCAUGAACUGUCCCAUCAUGACAAUCAUUUACAACAACUGUCCCCAUGACACUGCCUCACAUUAACACUGUCCCCAUCAUGACAUCCUGACACCUCUCCAUCAUGACACAUGACCACUGUCCAUCAUGACAUCAUUUACACUGGUCCCUCAUGACACUGCCAAUCAUAACACACUUCCCUCAUGACACUGUCCAUCAGACAUCAUUACACUGUCCAUAUGACAUCAUUACACUUCCCAUCCUGAUACUGUCCAUCAUGACCCUGUCCAUCUUACACUGUCCCAUCAUGACAUCAUUACACUGUCCCUCAUGACACUGUCCCUCCUUACACACUGUCCAUCAUGACAUCAUGUACACUCAUCCAUCAUGACAUCAUGACACUGUCCCAUCAUGCACGUCCAUCAUUACCUGGCCAUAAUUACACUGCCAUCAUGACAAUCAUUACACUGUCCAUCAUGACAUCAUUACAACACUCUCCAUCAUGACAUCAUACAACUGGUCCCAUCACUGCAAUCAUUACAACAACUGUUCAUCCAUGACACUGCCUCAUGACCUCAAAAAAUUUUUUUACAACUGUCCAUCAUUACACUGUCCAUCAUUUACCUGUCCAAUCAGUUAAUCAUUACACUGUCCGAUCAUGACAUCAUGACCUGUCCAUCAUGCAUAACUGUCCAUCAUGACCAACUGUCCAUCAUGAACUGUCCAUCAUUGACAUCAUACACUGUCCAUCAAUACAUCAUUACACUCUCCAAUCAUGACAUCAUGACACUGUCCAUCAUGACAUCAUUACCAACUGUCCAUCAUGACCCUGUCCACAUUACAACUGGUCCAUCAUGACACUGUCCUCAUGACAUUAUGACACUGUCCAUCAUGAUAUCAUUACACUGUCCAGCAUGAACAUCCUUACACUCAUCCAUCACUGACCCGUCCAUCAUGACACUGUCCAUCAUUAGACUGUCCAUCAUACACUGUCCAUCAUGACACAUUACACUGUCCAUCAUGGACACUGUCCAGCAUGACACUGUUCCAUCAUGACAUCCAGUACACUCACUCUCCUCUGCACAUCAUUGGACACUGUCCUCAGGACCUCCUUCACUGUCCAUCAUGACACUGUCCAUCAUUACACUGUCCUCAUGACAUCAUUACACUCUCCAUCAUGACAUCUGACCCUGUCCAUCAUACAUCAUUACACUGUCCACAUGAAUACUGAUCCUCAUGACACUGUUCCAUCAUCACAAUAACACUUUCCCAUCAUGACAUCAUCAUCCAAUCUGUCCAUCAUGGACAUCAUGACACUGUCCAUCCUGACACUGGUCCAUCAUUACAACUACACUGUCCGGCCCAUCAUUACACUGUCCUCCGAUGACAUCAUUACAACUGUGGUCCAUGCACUGAAUCAUCAUUACAUCUCUCCAUCAUUGACACUUCUCCAAGCGUAUGACCCAUCAUGUAUGGUCCAGCAUGAACAUCAUUAGCACUCGUCACUUUCUUAUCUCAUGACACUGUCCAUCAAUGGUAACACGUCAUUCAUUGUCCAACUCAUUGUGGACAAUCCCUUAGUCCCCGGUCAUUACACAUGUCUUUCAUUUCCCUCCAGUUACAUCAUGCUUACAGCCUUUCCCAUCAUGACCCCCUUCAGUCCAUUCAUUACAUGCGUCUCCAUGACUAUCGACUUACAAACUCCUCCUCUGACAUCAUGACACUGGCCAUCAGGACUUCGCAUCUUUGCGAUAGCGGUCCUAUCAGCAGUAUGACAAGCGUGUCCCUAGUCCGUAAACAAGCGUGACUCUGUAAGAUUGCCAUCAUGACACACUCAUUACACUCUCUUUCCUCCAUCAUGACAUGCAUAGCACUCUGUCCAUCCAUUGACAUCAUUUACACUGUCAAUACCUUGGCUUGGAUAGUCCAUCAUUACUACUGUCCAACUUACCAGCUGUAUCACUCAUGACACGCUGUCUCAUCACUGUCCAGCAGUACAGCUCGUCGUACGACUGUCUGCAUCACGUGACCAGUCUUAAUCACAUCGUGUCUCAUCCUUCUCGCGGCCACGCCGUGUCACGUGCCAGGGACCGGGCAGGACAUUUCCUGUUCCAUCCAAUGGACACUGUUGCCUCAUUACACCACAUGUCCCAUCAUCGAACCUCAUUACACCUGUCCAUACGAUGACACUGUCCACACUGGCAACGCACUUACCACACUGUCCACACCAUGACAAUCCAUUAUACCUCCUCCAUCAAUGUCACAACUUCUUCAUGACGACUGGUCCAUCAUGACCCUUAUCUCCCCAGCAUGUACACACUGUCCGAUUAAUAGUAUAACUAAGCUGUCACAUACAAUCUACCGUCAUUGGAAACACUGUCCAUCAUGACCUCAUUACACUCUCCAUCAUAACAUCAUGACACUGUCCAUCAUGACAUCAUUAACUGUCCAUCAAUGACACUGUUCCAUCAUACACAAUUAACUGGCCAUCAUUCCAUGUCCAUCAUUACCCUGUCCAUCAUGACUCAUUAACACUCUCCAGCGGCUCAUGACAUCAUGACACUGGUCCAUCAUUACAAUCAUGACACUGUCCAUCAUUAACUGGCCAUCAUUCACAACACUGUCCAUCAUGACACUGUCCCAUCAUGACAUCAUGACCUGUCCAUCAUGAUAUCAUUACAAACCUACACGGUCACAAUCAUGACAUCAUUACACUGUCCAUCAUGACACUGUCCAUCAUUACACUGUCCAUCAUGACACUGUCCAUCAUGACAUCAUUACACUGUCCAUCAUGACACUGUCCAUCAUGACCUGUCCCAUCAUGACAUCAUUAAAUCUACACGCUCCAUCUGACAUCAUGACACUUUCCCAUCAUGACUCAUUACAACUGUCCAGCAUGACACGUCCCAUCAGUACACUGUCCAUCAAUGACAUCAUUACAUGUCCAUCAUGAACUGUCCAUCAUGCACGGCACUGUCCAUCAUGACCCAUGAACACUGUCCCCAUCAUGACACUGUCCAUCAUGACACUGUCCAUCAUGACACUGUCCAUCAUGACACUGUCCAUCAUGACAUCAUUACACUGUCCAUCAUGACACUGUCCAUCAUGACACUGUCCAUCAUUACACUGUCCAUCAUGACACUGUCCAUCAUUACACUGUCCAUCAUGACAUCAUUACACCCUCCCAGCAUGACAUACAUGACACUGUUCCAUCAUGACAUCAUUACACUGGCCAUCAUGAACACUGUCCAUCAUUACACUGUCCAUCAUGAAUAAAAUCAUUACAACUGUCCAUCAUGACAUCAUUAAACUGUCCAUCCUGACCUGUCCAUCAUUACACUGUCCCUCUGACACUGUCCCAUCAAUGACAUCAAUUACCUGUCAUCAUGAGCCUGUCCAUCAUUAUCCCUGUCUCAUCAUGACAUCAUUAACACUCUCCACAUGACAUCAUGACACGGUCCAAUCAUACUCAUUACACUGUCCUCAUGACCCUGGUCCCAUCAUGACCUGUCCAUCAUUACAUCAAUUCCAACAUACCUGUCCAUCAUGACACUGUCCAUCAUUACAACUGUUCCAUCUGACAUCAAUACAGGGCUUGUCCCAUCAUUACACUGUCCAUCAUUACACUGGUCCAUCAUACCUGUCCAUCCUGACAUCAUUUAACAACUGUCCAUCAUGACAUCAUUACCUGUCCAUCAUGAACUGUCCCAUCAUGACACUGUCCCAUCAUGUACACUGUCCAUCAUGACAUAAUUACACCGUCCAUCUGACUCACUGUCCUCAUACACUGUCCAUCAUGACAGCAUUUACACUGUCAUCAGGAUACUGUCCAUCAUGACACGGUCCAUCAUUUACACUGGUCCAUCAGACAUCCUUACACUGUCCAAUCUGACACUGUCCAUCAUUACACACCCCUGUCCCAGCAUUACACUGUCCACAUGACAUCAUACACUGUCCAUCAUGACAUCAUAAUUAUCACACUCUCCAUCAUGACAUCAUGACACGUCCAUCAUUACAUCAUUACACUGUCCAUCAUGACACUGUCCAUCAUGGGGACAUCAUAAACUGUCCAUCAAAUGACAAUCAAUUACACUGUCCAUCAUUACACUGUCCAUCAUGACAACGUCCAUCAUGUCAAACCCUGUCCAUCAUGACACCUGUCCUCCAUGACACAUGACAAUGUUCCGUCAUGGAUAUCCAUUAACAACUGUCCAUCAUGACAUCAUUCCACUGUCCAUCAUGACACUGUCCAUCAUUACAUUCCACUGUCCCUCAUGACCCUGUCCAUCAUGACAUCAUGACCCUGUCCACAUGACAUCAUACACCUGUCCAUCAUGACCAACUGUCCCCAUGACAUCAUGACAACUGUCCAUCAUGACACUGUCCAUCCUUAACAACUGCCCAUCAUUACUUACACUGUCCAUCAUAACAUCAUUACACUCUCCAUCAUGACAUCAUGACCAACGUUCCAUCAUGACAUCAUUACACUGUCCAUCAUGACACUGUCCAUCAUUACACUGUCCACAUUACACUGUCCAUCAGGAACUGUCCAUCUGACACUGUCCCAUCAUGACAUCAUUACACUCUCCAUCAUGACAUCCUGACACUGUCCAGCAUGACAUCAUUACCCUGUCCAUCAUGACAAACUGUCCAUCAUAAUACACUGUUCCAUCACAUGACACUGUCCACCAUCAUGACAUAUGACACUGUGUCCAAUCAGGAUAUCAUUACACUGUCCAUCAAUGACAUCAUUACCUGGUCCCAUUCAUGACACUGUCCUUCAUUACACUGGCCAUCAUGACACUGUCCUCAAUGACCUCUUACCCUGUCCAUCAUGACAUGUCCAUCCAUGACAAUGCCAUCAGAACAUCAUUACGACUCUCCAUCUGACAUCAUGACACUGCCCAUCUGACAUCAUUACCUGUCCAGCAUGACACUGUCCCAUUCAUUACACUGUCAAUCAUGACAUCUUACAUUGUCCAUCAUGACACUGUCCAUCAUGACACUGUCCUAUGACAUAUUACACUUCCUCAUGACAACUGUCCAUCGGACACUGUCCUCAUGACACUGUCCCUCAUGACAUCAUUACCGUCCAUCAUGACACUGUCUCAUCCUGAACAAAACCGUCCCAUCAUUACAACUGCCAUCAGACACUGUCCAUCAUGACACUGUCCAUCAUUACUCAUUACUUGUCCCAUCAAUGACACUGUCCCUCAUGAAACUGUCCCCAUCAUUACAUCAUUACAACUGUCCAGCAUGACAGCAUUUAACACUGGCCAUCAUGACAUCAUUACACUGUCCAUCAUGGACAUCAUUACACUUCCAUCAUGACAACUGGCCAUCAUUACACUGUCCAUCCAUACAUUACAACGUCCAUCAUUACCCACUGUCCAAUCAUGACAUCGAUUACACUGGCCAUCACUGACACUGAUCCAUCAUUACACUGUCCAUCAUGACAUCAUUAAACUUCCACAUUAAACACACUGUCCAUCAGAUACACUGUCAAUCAGAACAUCAUUCACUUGUCCAUCAUGACAUCAUUCCACUGUCCAUCAUACAUCUACACGGUCCAUCAUGACAUCAUUAACCUGCCAUCAUGACAUCUUUACAACUGUCCAUCAUGACCUUCAUUCAUCCACUGUCCAUCAGGAACAUCAUUACCACUUCCAUCAUACCGCUGUCCAUCAUUCACUGUCCAUAUUACACUGUCCAUCAUUGACAUCAUACACUGUCCAUCAGCACACUGUCCAUCAUGACAUCAUUAACAGGUCCAUCACAUGACAUCAUUACCCUGUCCAUCAUGACACUGUCAAUCAUUACAACAUUACACUGUCCAUCAUGACACUGUCCUCAUGACACUGUCCAUCAUACAUCAUUACACUGUCCAUCUUACAUCAUUACAGUCCAUCAUGACAAUCAUUCAAGCUUGUCCCAUCAUGACCCUGUCCCUCAUUUACUCUUCCAAUCAUACAUCAAUUACAACACUCUCCAUCAUGAAACAUCAUGACACUGUCCCAUUUAGGGACAUCAUUACACUGUCCAUCCUGAUAACGUCCAUCAUGACACUGUCCAUCAUUACACUGUCCCAUCAUUACAUCAUUAACAUCUCCACAUGACAUCAUUACCACUGUCCAUCAUGCACUGUCCAUCAUGACACUGUCCCUCAUUACAACACUGUCCUCUGACAUCAUUACAACUGUCCUCAAUGACAGCAUUAAACUGUCCAUCAUUACAUAUGUCCCUCAUUACACUUCCAUCAUGCCUCAUUUACAACACGUCCAUCAUGACAAAAUCCAUUACAAACUUGUCGCUCAUGAUCUUUACACAACUGUCCAUCAUGUACACUGUCACAUGCAUCAUUACACAGAUCCAUCAUGACAGCUUUACACUGUCCAUCAUGACACGUGUCCAUAUUACACUUUCCAUCAUGACCCUUCCAUCAUGACACGUCCAUCAUGACAUCAUGACAAACAACACAACAACUUCAUCCUGACAUCUUUACACUGUCCUCUGACACUGUCCAUCAAUGACACUCGCAUCAUGACAUCAUACACUGUCCCCUCAACAUCAUUACACUUCCUCAUGACAUCAUACAAACUCCACAUGCAUCAUUACAACCCUGUCCAUCAUGAACUGUCCAUCAUACACUUCCAUCAUUACCUGGUCCAUCAUGACAUCAUUCCCUGUCCAUUCAUUAACACUUCCAUCGACCGCCCACUGUCCAUCAUACAGCUGUCCCUCAUGACAACAUUACAACUUUCCAUCAUGACAUCAUUAACAGACACUGUCCAUCAUAACAUCCAACAUCAUUACAACUGUCCAUCUGACUCUUACACUGUCCAUCAUGACAAUCUUUACACUGUCCAUCAUGACAUCAUUUACACUGUCAACAUCAUGACAUCAUUAACUGCCAUCAUGAACUGUCCAUCAUGACAAUCAUACAUUGUCCAUCAUACAGCCGUCUGGCAUACACUGGCCAUCUACAGCAUUACAACUGUCCAUCUGGGACAUCAUUACCACACACUGUCCUGCAUGACUCAUUCACCUGUCCUCCAUCAUGACACUUCCAUCCUUAUCCCUGUCCAUCAUAUACAACUGUCCAUCAUUACACUGUCCAUCAUGACCUGUCCAUCAUUAACUGUCCUCCUGACAAUCAUUCACUCUCCAUCAUGACAACAUGACACUGUCCCAUUAUGACAUCAUUACACUGUCAUCAUGAUCUUCCAUCAUGACACUGCCAUCAUUACAACUGUCCAUCAUACAUCAUUACACUCUCCAUAUUACAUCCAUUACCUGUCCAUCAUGACACUGUCCCGCAGACACUGUCCAUCAUUACACUGUCAUCUGACAUCUUACAACGUCCAUCAUGACUCAUUAAACCUGUCCUCACUUACAACUGUCCAUCACUUACACUGUCCAUCAUGACAAUCAUUUACCACUGUCCAUCAUGACAUCAUUACACUGUCCCAUACAUCAUUAGACACUGUACCAUCAUGACACUGUCCCAUCAUUCCACUUCCAUCAUGGAACACUGUCCCAUGGACACUUCCUCCUGACAUCAUUACAUCUGUUUUCCAUCAUGACCUCUUUACACAUUUCCCUCAUAACACUGUCCCUCAUGACCUCUCCAUCAUCAUGACAUCAUGACAACUGUCCAUCAUGACAAUCAUACACUCUCCAUCAGACAUCAUUACACUUCCAUCAUGACAUCAUUACACUGUCCAUCAUGAUACUGUCCAUCAUGACACGGUCCAUCAUUCCACUGUCCCAUCUGACAUCAUUACACUGUCCAUCAUGACACUGUCAUCAUGACACUGUCCAUCAUGACACUGUCCAUCAGACAUCAUUACACGUCCUCAUGACAUCAUUACUAAUACACUGUCCAUCAUAACAUCAUUAACUGUCCCAUCAUGACAUCAUUACACUGUCCAUCAUGACUCUUUUACACUGUCCCUCAUGACAUCAUUCACUGUCCAUCAUGACAUCAUUAUUACACGGCCAUCAUGAAAACUGUCCAUUCAGGACAUCAUUACUUGUCCAUCAUGCCCUGUCAUCAUGACACUGAUCCAUCAUGACAUCAUCACUUCCCAUCAUGACAUCAUGAACUUUCCAUCAUGACAUCAUUACACUGUCCAUCAUGACACUGUCCAUCAUUACACUGUCCAUCAUUACACUGUCCAUCAUUACACUGUCCAUCAUUACACUGUCACUGAGACAUGGAUUGUGUAUGUGUGCCAUUCAGAGGGUGAAUGGGCAAGACAAAAUUUUUUUAAGUGCCUUUGAACAGGGUAUGGUAAUAGUAUGGUUGUGUCAAGAACUGCAAAGCUGCUGGGUUUUUCACGCUCAACAGUUUCCCGUGUGUAUCAAGAACGGUACACCACCCAAAGGACAUCCAGCCAACUUAACAAAACUGGAGUCGACAUGGGCCAGCAUCCCUGUGGAACGCUUUCAACACCUUGUAAAGUCUGUUGAUGUGUUGAAAGGUUUUCAUUUUAUCACAUAGCUAACCAAGUUAGCAAGCAUUGGCAUUUUCUUUUGACUGCGCCCAGGUCGUGCAAGCAAGGAAUAAUCAUUAUGUUGUUGUUUUAGCUGGAUGCUUCAUGUGCAACCCACACCCCUGCUACUUUUUACUUGUGGAUGGUGACUUCAGGUUUUCAAGGAACACAUUAAAAGUGACUCUGUGUUGAUCAGGGAACACAUUAAAAGUGGCACUGUGUUGAUCAGGGAACACAUUAAAAGUGACUCUGUGUUGAUCAGGGAACACAUUAAAAGUGGCACUGUGUUGAUCAGGGAACACAUUAAAAGUGGCACUGUGUUGAUCAGGGAACACAUUAAAAGUGACACUGUGUUGAUCAGGGAACACAUUAAAAGUGACUCUGUGUUGAUCAGGGAACACAUUAAAAGUGGCACUGUGUUGAUCAGGGAACACAUUAAAAGUGGCACUGUGUUGAUCAGGGAACACAUUAAAAGUGGCACUGUGUUGAUCAGGGAACACAUUAAAAGUGACUCUGUGUUGAUCAGGGAACACAUUAAAAGUGACACUGUGUUGAUCAGGGAACACAUUAAAAGUGGGACUGUGUUGAUCAGGGAACACAUUAAAAGUGACACUGUGUUGAUCAGGGAACACAUUAAAAGUGACAAUGUGUUGAUCAGGGAACACAUUAAAAGUGACACUGUGUUGAUCAGGGAACACAUUAAAAGUGACACUGUGUUGAUCAGGGAACACAUUAAAAGUGACACUGUGUUGAUCAGGGAACACAUUAAAAGUGACACUGUGUUGAUCAGGGAACACAUUAAAAGUGGCACUGUGUUGAUCAGGGAACACAUUAAAAGUGACACUGUGUUGAUCAGGGAACACAUUAAAAGUGACAAUGUGUUGAUCAGGGAACACAUUAAAAGUGACACUGUGUUGAUCAGGGAACACAUUAAAAGUGACACUGUGUUGAUCAGGGAACACAUUAAAAGUGACACUGUGUUGAUCAGGGAACACAUUAAAAGUGACACUGUGUUGAUCAGGGAACACAUUAAAAGUGACACUGUGUUGAUCAGUCAGUGCACAUUUGGAUUAUAAUGACAUUGAGAAAAUGUAAUUGACAGAGGAGGGAGCAGACUGAAUUAAUGCCUACGGUAAGGGCUAAAAUUAGCUCCGGAUCUUCUAACAGCAUGUGUGCAUGUAUUAUAAAUUAGCAGCAUACUAUGGGGUAAUGAUCACUUCCUACUGUCGACUCCUCCCAUACCUCCCACUCACAGCUUCCUGCCAUCGCACCAGAUACCAGAGUGAGGUCCAAGGCAGUCUCUUUCCCAGUGGCCACAUCAACUCUGGUCCCUCUGCCAUCAUUCAGGCACACCAGAUCUUUCAUUUCUAUCAGAUUUUGCAUCACUUGGCCAUUUCCAUCCAUCCGUUUCCCUCCCCAAAGCGUGUUGUGGGCGUUAAAAUCCCCACACCACAUGACCUUACUUCUAUCCUGAACCUCCGUCCUCUUCAGCAGUUCCAUGUCCAAUAUCUGACAAGGAUUAUAGUAGUUCACUACCACUAGCACACCUCCUCUAAGCCACACCUCCUCUAAACCACACCUCCUCUAAACCACACCUCACGCCUCUAAACCCCCCCCCCCCCCCCCCCCCCCCCCCCCGUAUGAUAAACUCCACAGUCGGUUUCCUGCCUCUGUUGAUUGAGGUAAUCUCCAACCUCUUCCCAUGUCAACCCUGUCAUACUCAAAUGUCUCCCAGACGCUUUCACUAUUAGCUGAAUCCUCUCUGUUUUAGACUCUACUUUAUCAGUGCUAUUGAUAGCUCCUGCUAUGAACGUCACCAGCUUUCACUAUGAGCUGAAUCCUCUCUGUUUUAGACUCUACUUUAUCAGUGCUAUUGAUAGCUCCUGCUAUGAACGUCACCAGCUUUCUCUUAUCUACAGUACAUUCGGAAAGUAUUCAUACCCCUUGACUUUUUCCACAUUUUGUUAUGUUACAACUUACUUUAAAGGGUUUUCCCCCCUCAUCAAUCUACACACAAUACAAUACCUGAUAUUGACGAAGCAAAAAUAAUUUAAAGACAUUUUUGCAAAUGUAUAAAAAAAUAAAUAUCACAUUUACACAUUUAAUAUCACAUUUACAUAAGUAUUCAGACCCUUUACUCAGUACUUUGUUGAAGCACCUUUGGCAACGAUUACAGCCUCGAGUCUUCUUGGGUAUGAUGCUACAAGCUUGGCACACCUGUAUUUGGGGGAGUUUCUCCCAUUCUUCUCUGCAGAUCCUCUCAAGCUCUGUCAGGUUGGAUGGGGAGCAUUGCUGCACAGCUAUUUUCAGGUCUCUCCAGAGAUGUUGAUCGGGUUCAAGUCCGGGCUCUGGCUGGGCCACUCAAGGACAUUCAGAGACUUGUCCCGAAGCCACUCCUGCGUUGUCUUGGCUGUGUGCUUAGGGUCAUUGUCCUGUUGGAAGGUGAACCUUCGCCCCAGUCUGAGGUCCUGAGAGCUCUGGAGCAGGUUUUCAUCAAGGAUCUCUCUGUACUUUGCUCCGUUCAUCUUUCCCUAGAUCCUGACGAGUCUCCCAGUCCCUGCCGCUGAAAAACAUCCCCACAGCAUGAUGCUGCCACCACCAUGCUUCACCAUAGGGAUGGUGCCAGGUUUCCUCCAGACAUGAUGCUUGGCAUUCAGGCCAAAGAGUGCAAUCUUGGUUUCAUCAAACCAAAUAAUCUUGAGAGUCCUUUAGGUGCCUUUUGGCAAACUCCAAAUGGGCUGUCAUGUGCCUUUUAUUGAGGAGUGGCUUCCGUCUGGCCACUGUACCAUAAGGCCUGAUUGGUGGAGUGCUGCAGAGAUGGUUGGGUUUCGGGAAGGUUCUCCCACCUCCACAGAGGAACUCUGGAGCUCUGUCAGAGUGACCAUCGGGUUCUUGGUCACCUCCCUGACCAAGGCCCUUCUCCCCCGAUUGCUCAGUUUGGCCGGACGGCCAGUUCUAGGAAGAGUCUUGGUGGUUCCAAACUUCUUCCAUUUAAGAAUGAUGAAAGCCACUGUGUUCUUGGGGACCUUCAAUGCUGCAGAAAUGUUUUGGUACCCUCCCCCAGAUCUGUGCCUCUACACAAUCCUGUCUCUGAGCUCUAUGGACAAUUCCUUCGACCUCAUGGCUUGGUUUUUGCACUGACAUGCACUGUCAACUGUGGGACCUUAUAUAGACAGGUGUGUGCCUUUCCAAAUCAUGUCCAAUCAAUUGAAUUUACCACAGGUGGACUCCAAUCAAGUUGUAGAAACAUCUCAUGGAUGAUCAAAGGAAACAGGAUGCACCUGAGCUCAAUUUUGAGUCUCAUAGCAAAGGGUCUGAAUACUUAUGUAAAUCAUUUGUAUUUUUUAUUUGUAAUAAUUUUGCAAAAAAAACUAAAAACCUGUUUUCACUUUGACAUUAUGGGGUAUGUCACGAUCGUCAUAAUGAGCGGACCAAGGCGCAGCGUGAUACGAGUACAUACUUUUAUUUUAGUACUUUCAAAUACACAAAACAACAAAACGAUACGUGAAGUCCUCGGUUAUACAACACAAACCAACACGGAACAAGAUCCCACAAAAGACAAGUGCACAAAAGGCUGCCUAAGUAUGGUUCCCAAUCAGAGACAACAAGCAACAGCUGAUUCUCGUUGCCUCUGAUUGAGAACCACCCCGGCCAACAUAGAAACACAUAACCUAGAACAGAACAUAGAAAACGAAACAUAGACACUACACAAAGAAACGAACACCCUGGCUCAACAUACACGAGUCCCCAGAGCCAGGGCGUGACAGGGUAUUGUGUGUAGAUUGAUGAGGAAAAACAUUUAUUUAAUCCAUUUUAGAACAAGGCUGUAACGUAACAAAAUGUGGAAAUAGUCAAGGGGUCUGAAAACCUUCAGAAUAUACUGUAUGUAACAUCGCCGCCUACCUGCCCCUACCUGCCCCUACCUGCCCCUACCUGCCCCGUAAUCUAGAUGCUCUUAGCCCUUGAACCUGUAUCUCCCUGGACCUGGACCACCCUCACUGCCUCAGCAUAUGACACCCUUCUCUCCGGGACCACCCUCACUGCCUCAGCAUAUGACACCCUUCUCUCCUGGAUCACCCUCACUGCCUCAGCAUAUGACACCCUUCUCUCCUGGACCACCCUCACUGCCUCAACAUAUGACACCCUUCUCUCCUGGACCACCCUUCCACUGCCUGCUUCAUAGAUACAGUGGCUUGUGAAAGUAUUCACCCCCCCUUGGCAUUUUUCCUAUUUUGUUGCCUUACAACCUGGAAUUAAAAUGGAUUUUUUUGGGGGGGGUUGUAUCAUUUGAUUUACACAACAUGACUACCACUUUGAAGAUGCACUUUUUUUUUUUUUUUUGUGAAACAAACAAGAAAUAAGACAAAAAAAACAGAAAACUUGAGCGUGCAUAACUAUUCACCCCCACAAAGUCAGUACUUUGUAGAGCCACCUUUUGCAGCAAUUACAGCUGCUAGUACCUUGGGGUAUGUCUCUAUAAGCUUGGCACAUCUAGCCACUGGGACUUUUGCCCAUUCUUCAAGGCAAAACUGCUCCAACUCCUUCAAGUUGGAUGGGUUCCGCUGGUGUACAGCAAUCGUUAAGUCAUACCACAGAUUCUCAAUUGGAUUGAGGUCUGGGCUUAGACUAGGCCAUUCCAAGACAUUUAAAUGUUUCCCCUUAAACCACUCAAGUGUUGCUUUAGCAGUAUGCUUAGGGUCAUUGUCCUGCUGGAAGGUGAACCUCCAUCCCAGUCUCAAAUCUCUGGAAGGCUGAAACAGGUUUCCCUCAAGAUAUUUCCCUGCAUUUAGUGCCAUCCAUCAUUCCUUUAAUUCUGACCAGUUUCCCAGUCCCUGCCGAUGAAAAACAUUGGUGUUCUCGGCGUGAUGAGAGGUGUUGGGUUUGCGCCAGACAUAGCGUUUUCCUUGAUGGCUAAAAAGAUCAAUUUUAAUCUCAUCUGACCAGAGUACCUUCUUCCAUAUGUUUGGGGAGUCUCUCACAUGCCUUUUGGCGAACACCCAACGUGUUUGCUUAUUUCUUUCUUUAAGCAAUGGCUUUUUUCUGGCCACUCUUCCGUAAAGCCCAGCUCUGUGGAGUGUAUGGCUUAAAGUGGUCCUAUGGACAGAUACUCCCAUCUCUGCUGUGGAGCUUUGCAGCUCCUUCAGGGUUAUCUUUGGUCUCUUUGUUGCCUCUCUGAUUAAUGCCCUCGUUGCCUGGACCAUGAGUUUUGGUGGGCAGCCCUCUCUUUGGCAGGUUUGUCGUGGUUCCAUAUUCUUUAAAUGUUUUAAUAGUGGAUUUAAUGGUGCUCCAUGGGAUGUUAAAAGUUUCAGAUAUAUUUUUCUACCUCCGAACCGCCGCUAGCGUUGGAAACUAUGUUGCUCUUCUCAAACUUCCUUUUCUGCCUCCUCUCUGCCUCCAUAGAUGUCUCUCUCCCCUUCAAACCCCUCCUCCCUUUUCUCUCCCACUUUCUUUUUCUCUUUCCUACUCCCUCCUUUAUUUGUACCACUAUGCUCCAUACUGGCUUCACUUUGUUCUCCAUCACUAUCUCCUACCAUCACUAUCUCCUACCAUCACUAUCUCCUACCAUCACUAUCUCCUAUCAUCUCUGACUCAGUCACAGCACAGCCGUGCCAAACUGCCGCAACACACAGCCGUGCCAAACUGCCGCAAACACACAGCCGUGCCAAACUGCCGCAAACACACAGCCGUGCCAAACUGCCGCAACACACAGCCGUGCCAAACUGCCGCAAACACACAGCCGUGCCAAACUGCCGCAAACACACAGCCGUGCCAAACUGCCACAACACACAGCCGUGCCAAAUUUUAGCAACUUUAUUGAAAAUGAAAUACAGAAAUAUUCAUUUACAUAAGUAUUCACACCCUUGAGUCAAUACAUGUUAGAAUCACCCUUGGCAGUAAUUACAGCUGUGAGUCUUAUUGGGUAAGUCUCUAAGAGCUUUGCACACCUGGAUUGUACAAUAUUUGCACAUUAUUAUUUUUAAAAUUCUUCAAGCUCUGUUAAGUUUGUUGUUGAUCAUUGCUAGACAGCCAUUUUCAAGUCUUGCCAUAGAUUUUCAAGUAGAUUUAAGUCAAAACUGUAACUCGGCAACUCAAAAACAUUCACUGUCUUCAUGGUAAGCAACUCCAGUGUCGAUUUGGCCUUGUGUUUUAGGUUAUUGUCCUGCUGAAAGCUGAAUUCAUCUCCCAGUGUCUGGUGGAAACAGACUGAACCAGGUUUUCCUCUGGAUUCUGCCUGUUUUUAGCUCUAUUCCAUUUCUUUUUUUUAUCCUGAAAAACUCCCCAGUCCUUAAUGAUUACAAGCAAUACCCAUAACAUGAUGCAGCCACCACUAUGCUUAAAAAUAUGUAGAGUUGUACUCUGUAAUGUGUUGUAUUGGAUUUGCCCCAAACAUAACACUUUGUAUUCAGGUCAAAAUGAUAAUUGCUUUGCCAAAUAUUUUGCAGUAUUACUUUAGUGCCUUGUUGCAAAACAGAUGCAUAUUUUGGAAUAUUUGUAUUCUGUACAGGCUUCCUUCUUUCACUCUGUCAUUUAGGUUAGUAUUGUGGAGUAACUACAAUGUUGUUGAUCCAUCCUCAGUUUUCUCCUAUCACAGCCAUUAAACUGUAACUGUUUUAAAGUCACCAUUGGCCUCAUGGUGAAAUCCCUGAGCGGUUUCCUUCCUCUCCGGUAACUGACGCCUUGUAGUGACUGGAUGUAUUGAUACACCAUCAAAAGUGUAAUUAAUAACGUCACCAUGGUCAAAGGGAUAUUCAAUGUCUGCUUUAUUUUCUAUCAUAGGUGGGCUUCUUUGCGAGGCAUUGGAAAACCUCCCUGGUCUUUGUAGUUGAAUCUGUGUUUGAAAUUCACUGCUCGACUCCGGGACCUUACAGACAAUUGUAUGUGUGGGGUACAGAGAUGAGGUAGUCAUUAGAAAAAUCAUGUUAAACACUAUUAUUGCACACAGAGUGAGUCCAUGCAACUUAUCAUGUGACUUGUUAAGAAAAUGUUUACUCCUGAACUUAUUUCGGCUUGCCAUAACAAGACAUUUCAGCUUUUCAUUUUAAAUUCAUUUAUACAAAUGUCUAAAAACAUAAUUCCACUUUGACAUUAUGGGGUAUUGUGUGUAGGCUAGAGACAAAAAAAAAUCUAAAUUUAAUCAAUUUUAAAUUCAGUCUGUAACACAACAAAAUGUGGAAAAAGUCAAAGGGUGCUUUCUGAAGACACUGUAUAAACCUUCUGCACCUCUUCAGACCUAAGCCAAACAUUCUCUGAGGUCCUCCAUGGUGUGUGUCUCUCUCUAGCGGAUAGAGCAUAGCGAGAGAGAGAGAGAGAGCGCGAUCUGAGUAGAUGAGAGAGAGAGAGGCGAGAGAGAGAGAGAGCGAAGUAGUCUAGCCUCUCUCUAGCUCUAAGGAGAGCUCGGCGGACUCUAGAGCGUAGUCUUCUAGAUCUCUCUGUAUCUCUCUCUCUCUAUCUCUCUCUCUCUCUCCUCUCUUCUCUCCGCUCUCUCCUCUUCUCUCUCUCUCUCUGUGUUUGUGUGUGGCAAUAGCAAGAAAUAGACACAACAGGAGUGGUCGCAGUCCGAGGGUGUGGCCAACAGGUAAGUCAUGUCUAAACCUGCUCACCUUGUCUGCUGCAACACCUUGAAGCAGUCUACACUACAUUACACUCUUCACACACACAGAGAGCUUUUCUAAGGAACAACAUACCACUGGAACACAAAACACAACUGGAUUAUAUCGUAUUGAUUCUUUGUAACGGCAUAUAUCAUAAGGUAUCAUGUCUAUCUCCGUGUAUUUCAGCAGUGUGAGCGGUUCCAGAGAGGUAGGUGUUCUCACCUGUCUCAUUCAUUUACCCGGGCGCUCCUACCUUACCACUCUGUCUCUUUACCAGAGUGAUAUAAGGAAGAAGAUGUCAAACUGAUUAUACUUACCUUUCUUGUUCUAACACUUGCACUUUUCUGACCAGCACUGACUUUGCUGAUAGCUGCUUUAUCGAGGAGCGUUGUACUGACUGUGAAUGUGACUUGUGCUUGUCGUACCUAGCUACCUUAACAUGAAUGCACCAACUGUAAGUCGCUCUGGGUAAGAGCAUCUGCUAAAUAACUCAAAUGUAAAAAUGUAAAUGUUUACCUGGCUGCAUCUACCACACCACCUACCACACCACUCCACACUCAGCCUGCCUCGGUCAGGCCACUCCACACUCAGCCUGCCUCGGUCAGGCCACUCCACACUCAGCCUGCCUCGGUCAGGCCACUCCACACUCAGCCUGCCUCGGUCAGGCCACUCCACACUCAGCCUGCCUCGGUCAGGCCACUCCACACUCAGCCUGCCUCGGUCAGGCCACUCCACACUCAGCCUGCCUCGGUCAGGCCACUCCACACUCAGCCUGCCUCGGUCAGGCCACUCCACACUCAGCCUGCCUCGGUCAGGCCACUCCACACUCAGCCUGCCCACGGUCAGGCCACUCCACACUCAGCCUGCCUCGGUCAGGCCACUCCACACUCAGCCUGCCUCGGUCAGGCCACUCCACACUCAGCCUGCCUCGGUCAGGCCACUCCACACUCAGCCUGCCCACGGUCAGGCUGACAGUUUUCAUUACUUAGGCUUAGUUUUCAGUGGACCACGGAACCAGCCGUAUGCAUGCUAUCAAGCCUCUCAGAGUAAGAGUGCUGAUCUAGGAUCACCUGUGGCUUUUACAUCACAAUUAAUAAGAUUACAUGGACAGAUCCAAGAUCAGAACUAGCAAUCUGAGACAUUGAUAGUCACUGACCGCGAGCUCUGCUAUGAAUAUGGUGGGGCUCUUCCUGUCUCAUAUACUGAACCACUUCCUCUCUAAUCAUUAGAAUAUUAAAUUAAACUGAACCACUUCCUCUCUAAUCAUUAGAAUAUUAAAUUAAACUGAACCACUUCCUCUCUAAUCAUUAGAAUAUUAAGUUAUACUGAACCACUUCCUCUCUAAUCAUUAGAUUAUUAAAUUAUACUGAACCACUUCCUCUCUAAUCAUUAGAAUAUUAAAUUAAACUGAACCACUUCCUCUCUAAUCAUUAGAAUAUUAAGUUAUACUGAACCACUUCCUCUCUAAUCAUUAGAAUAUUAAAUUAUACUGAACCACUUCCUCUCUAAUCAUUAGAUUAUACUGAACCACUUCCUCUCUAAUCAUUAGAUUAUUAAAUUAUACUGAACCACUUCCUCUCUAAUCAUUAGAUUAUACUGAACCACUUCCUCUCUAAUCAUUAGAUUAUUAAAUUAUACUGAACCACUUCCUCUCUAAUCAUUAGAUUAUUAAAUUAUACUGAACCACUUCCUCUCUAAUCAUUAGAUUAUUAAAUUAUACUGAACCACUUCCUCUCCAAUCAUUAGAUUAUUAAAUUAUACUGAACCACUUCCUCUCUAAUCAUUAGAUUAUUAAGUUAUACUGAACCACUUCCUCUCUAAUCAUUAGAUUAUACUGAACCACUUCCUCUCUAAUCAUUAGAUUAUUAAAUUAUACUGAACCACUUCCUCUCUAAUCAUUAGAUUAUUAAAUUAUACUGAACCACUUCCUCUCUAAUCAUUAGAUUAUUAAAUUAUACUGAACCACUUCCUCUCCAAUCAUUAGAUUAUUAAAUUAUACUGAACCACUUCCUCUCUAAUCAUUAGAUUAUUAAAUUAUACUGAACCACUUCCUCUCUAAUCAUUAGAUUAUACUGAACCACUUCCUCUCUAAUCAUUAGAUUAUUAAAUUAUACUGAACCACUUCCUCUCUAAUCAUUAGAAUAUUACGUUAUACUGAACCACUUCCUCUCUAAUCAUUAGAAUAUUAAAUUAUACUGAACCACUUCCUCUCUAAUCAUUAGAUUAUUAAAUUAUACUGAACCACUUCCUCUCUAAUCAUUAGAAUAUUACGUUAUACUGAACCACUUCCUCUCUAAUCAUUAGAAUAUUAAAUUAUACUGAACCACUUCCUCUCUAAUCAUUAGAUUAUUAAAUUAUACUGAACCACUUCCUCUCUAAUCAUUAGAUUAUUAAAUUAUACUGAACCACUUCCUCUCUAAUCAUUAGAUUAUUAAAUUAUACUGAACCACUUCCUCUCUAAUCAUUAGAUUAUUAAAUGAUACUGUUCCACAACAGUAUAGAUCAUUCCAUUUUUACUAUAUCCUUCUAUAUUCUGAUUCCCCCCUUAUGGGCCCUGGUCAACAGUAGUGCACUAUAUAGGGAAAAGGGUGCCAUUUGGGAAGCAGACAUAAUGUGUGAUGGCGGUGUUAAGAAAUAAACGAUUCAUAUUACAAAAUAUUCUAAGUAUUACUAUCGUUCUUUAAUUAUUUGCAUUGUUCCCUUCCGUCAGCUGAAGCAGCAGCAGAGCCAGAUCUUCUCCUUCCUGGACUCUAAGAAGAUCAAGUACCAGGCGGUGGACAUCACCCAGGGGUCAGAGGUCAAAGAGGAGAUGAGGAAGAAGACAGGAAACCCUACUGCUCUGCCUCCACAGGUCUUCAACAGGGACGUCUACUGCGGGGUGAGUCUAAUACCAGCUAGCACAAGACCAGGGCAGCGUCCUAAACAGCACCCUGUUCCCUAUAUAGUCCACUACCUUUGACCAGGGGGCCUAUUGUGUAUGUGUGGGCCCUGGUCAAUAGCACAUUUAUAAGGAGUAGGCUGCCAUUGGGGACGCAGUCCUAGCUUCUCUGGUCCUGGAGAGAUACUGGGAGCAGACCUAGCGUCUCUGGUCCUGGAGAGAUACUGGGAGCAGACCUAGCUUCUCUGGUCCUGGAGAGAUACUAGGAGCAGACCUAGCUUCUCUGGUCCUGGAGAGAUACUGGGAGCAGACCUAGCUUCUCUGGUCCUGGAGAGAUACUGGGAGCAGACCUAGCUUCUCUGGUCCUGGAGAGAUACUAGGAGCAGACCUAGCUUCUCUGGUCCUGGAGAGAUACUGGGAGCAGACCUAGCUUCUCUGGUCCUGGAGAGAUACUGGGAGCAGACCUAGCUUCUCUGGUGCUGGAGAGAUACUGGGAGCAGACCUAGCUUCUCUGGUGCUGGAGAGAUACUGGGAGCAGACCUAGCUUCUCUGGUCCUGGAGAGAUACUGGGAGCAGACCUAGCUUCUCUGGUCCUGGAGAGAAACUGGUAGCAGACCUAGCUUCUCUGGUCCUGGAGAGAUACUGGGAGCAGACCUAGCUUCUCUGGUCCUGGAGAGAUACUGGUAGCAGACCUAGCUUCUCUGGUCCUGGAGAGAAACUGGUAGCAGACCUAGCUUCUCUGGUCCUGGAGAGAUACUGGGAGCAGACCUAGCUUCUCUGGUCCUGGAGAGAUACUGGUAGCAGACCUAGCUUCUCUGGUCCUGGAGAGAAACUGGGAGCAGACCUAGCUUCUCUGGUGCUGGAGAGAUACUGGGAGCAGACCUAGCUUCUCUGGUCCUGGAGAGAUACUGGGAGCAGACCUAGCUUUUCUGGUCCUGGAGAGAAACUGGGAGCAGACCUAGCUUCUCUGGUGCUGGAGAGAUACUGGUAGCAGACCUAGCUUCUCUGGUCCUGGAGAGAUACUGGGAGCAGACCUAGCUUUUCUGGUCCUGGAGAGAAACUGGGAGCAGACCUAGCUUCUCUGGUCCUGGAGAGAUACUGGGAGCAGACCUAGAUUUUCUGGUCCUGGAGAGAAACUGGGAGCAGACCUAGCUUCUCUGGUGCUGGAGAGAUACUGGGAGCAGACCUAGCUUCUCUGGUGCUGGAGAGAUACUGGGAGCAGACCUAGCUUCUCUGGUCCUGGAGAGAUACUGGGAGCAGACCUAGCUUCUCUGGUGCUGGAGAGAUACUGGGUGUACUGAAACAUCCUUUUCAAUGUAAUCAGCUGAUCAUGGUCUUCAGUGUAGACCUUAAGCAUUUGAAUCAGAUGUAUAAGUGUCGGCCUGGAACAAAAGGCUGAACGUCAUGCCCAGCCUGCAGUGUGACAUCCUGGUUCUCCUGUCUGACUGGUUGCAUCUAUUCCCUCUAUAGCGCACUACUUUUGACCGGGGACUAUAGGCUGCCAUUUGGAAUGCAGACUGUUUAGGGAAGGGCCAGAGGGUGUGGACCAACGAUCAAAUAAUUACUUAGGCUGCACAACGCCCAUAGCUAUAAGUCAAUACACACACACACACACACACACACACACACACACACACACACACACACACACACACACACAGACACACACACUAGUAAUUCUCCUCCAAGCGGUGCUGGAAUUUCACCACAGCAGGGCGAGUCACGGCCACUUUAAAACAUUCAUGUGAACACAGUACGGCAAACAUCCUUCCUGUUGGGGCGGACUGUCUGGCCACUGGCGUACCACACACACCUGCAGCCCCGACUGUCUGGCCACUGGCGUACCACACACACCUGCAGCCCCGACUGUCUGGCCACUGGCGUACCACACACACCUGCAGCCCCGACUGUCUGGCCACUGGCGUACCACACACACCUGCAGCCCCGACUGUCUGGCCACUGGCGUACCACACACACCUGCAGCCCCGACUGUCUGGCCACUGGCGUACCACACACACCUGCAGCCCCGACUGUCCGGUCACUGGCGUACCACAAACACCUGCAGCCCCGACUGUCCGGCCACUGGCGUACCACACACACCUGCAGCCCCGACUGUCCGGCCACUGGCGUACCACACACACCUGCAGCCCCGACUGUCCGGCCACUGGCGUACCACACACACCUGCAGCCCCGACUGUCUGGCCACUGGCGUACCACACACACCUGCAGCCCCGACUGUCCGGCCACUGGCGUACCACACACACCUGCAGCCCCGGGAAGGCGGAGGGGGGGGGGGGGGGGGGGGGGGUACGGACACUGGGGGUCCCCCCUCCCCAGAUAGCAAAUGAACACGUCCUAAGCCAUGGCAAACAUGUUUAGAAUGACAGAAAAUUUGCUGUAAAACUGCACAAUUCUUUCUCAGCCACAUGGCAAAAUGUAUAGAAUAGCAGGAAAUUAGCUUGCGCAGACUUUGCGGCGGGGGGGGGGGGGGGGGGGACCCACAAAACUGCAGUACGCCACUGUCUUGUCCUGCCCUUUAACAACCUCUGAAUGUAGACAAAUACUGUUCCAUGUUGUUGUUGGGUGUGUAUCAUUGCUGAUCCGGUCUGUCUGUUAUUGUGUUUAAAGCGUUGUGUUCGUUCAUCUGUCCACUCCCAUUUCCAUCUAUUUGCAUCAGUAUUACUCAGAAUUAGUGGAACACACUGCAUCCACAAACACAGCUCUCGCGCUCUCCCUCCCUAUCCAAUUGUUGUUUUUCUCCUCUCUCAUCGCUCUCCCUCCCCCUCUCUCCCCCAUCUCUCAUCGCUCUCUCCCCCAACUCUCAUCGCUCUCUCUGCCCCCUCUCUCCCCCAUCUCUCAUCGCUCUCUCUCCCCCCUCUCUCCCCAACUCUCAUUGCUCUCUCUCCCCCAUCUCUCAUCGCUCUCUCCCCCAUCUCUCAUCGCUCUCUCCCCCAACUCUCAUCGCUCUCUCCCCCAACUCUCAUCGCUCUCUCUGCCCCCUCUCUCCCCCAACUCUCAUCGCUCUCUCUGCCCCCUCUCUCCCCAACUCUCAUCGCUCCCCCCACCCCUCUGUCUCUCUGCAGGACUUCUCUGUGUUUUAUGAGGCGGUGGAGGCUGGAAAAGCAGACGCCUUCUUUAAGCUGUAA
Molecule: messenger RNA, 28110 nt
Organism: Coregonus sp. 'balchen'
Lineage: Eukaryota; Metazoa; Chordata; Actinopteri; Salmoniformes; Salmonidae
Source: the annotation of a GenBank genome assembly